Pectinophora gossypiella (pink bollworm) is the source of this 1005-nucleotide messenger RNA. RefSeq lists its product as uncharacterized. NCBI's taxonomy places the organism in Eukaryota, Metazoa, Arthropoda, Insecta, Lepidoptera, Gelechiidae. The record is from RefSeq and is a predicted model, not a curated record. Bases 16 to 906 code for a protein of 296 amino acids. The transcript has a single exon.
GACGCUCGUGCAGUCAUGUCGCCGCGGGUCAGUUUACUUAUCUUGUUUAUUGUAAUCCCGGUGUAUGCGAGACGCGGCGGCGGCCGCGGUCACGGGGGUCAUGGGGGUCACACGUACCCCUCGUCGCACGGUCUGUCCGGUACCGGUACUGGCAACGGCCACUAUUCAGGAGGUGGCACGUACCCGCAAUCAACAGGUCUCUCCGGUAACAACAGAGCGACACACGGCACGACCUACCACCACACGGAGGUGCAUCAUCACCACUACAGUCCGCCGCAGCAGAUAAAUUACGGGUCGGGGUACCACCCCGUCUACCACGAGCGACCGCCGGUGUACGUAUACGAAUACAGGAACUCUGGUAGCAGAUUCGACACUUUGCUCACUGGAUUGGCUUUGUAUAACCUAGGCAGAAUGUCGGCGCACCACAGCCACUACGACUCCCACAGGGAGUACACAGGCACACCUGGGGAGGUGUGCAAGAUGGUUAUAAGUAAAACUAACGGCGAGUACGAAGAGACGCGUAUCGACUGCAAGCUAAUGUCGAGUUUCAUUUGGGAAGCCGAGCGAGAGAGAGAACAGAACCGAGUUGUGUCGACGAAUACUGUUACGACGGUUAAAGAAACGACUAGUGUAGAUUCUAGUAACGACAACUCGGUGGUGAAGACAACGAUUCAAAACACGACUGUGGUGGACGCGUUACAGGUGAAAGGUCCCUCGUUGUCCGUCACUCCUGGGAUGACGUGUUACAUGAUUCGCGUAUCAAGAGACACCAGUGUUUUAAAGAAGAACGUCGAGUGUGGUUUGUUGCAAGCGUACGCCCAAAGCUCAUUCAGAAAUAAUGCACGGCGCAAUGCUCCGCGUAUACUGAUCUCAGUGAUAUUUAGUUUAAUUUUCUUAGUCAAAUAAAAUUUACUUAAUACAAUAAUUCUCUAAAGGACAUUUAAGCAAGCAUUUAGUAAGCAAAGGAUUUUAUUAACACUGCUAAAUAUAAUGAUUUUUUUUUUA